This is a messenger RNA of Pelecanus crispus (Dalmatian pelican), 219 nucleotides long. The record is from RefSeq and is a predicted model, not a curated record. NCBI's taxonomy places the organism in Eukaryota, Metazoa, Chordata, Aves, Pelecaniformes, Pelecanidae.
GUAGCGGCGCUGGAGAGGCAGAUCUUUGAUUUCCUGGGCUACCAGUGGGCACCCAUCCUGGCUAAUUUUUUACACAUCAUGGCCGUUAUUUUGGGUAUUUUUGGGACCAUCCAGUACAGAUCCAAAUACCUCAUGAUGUACGCGGUGUGGCUGGUGCUGUGGGUCGGCUGGAACGCCUUCAUCAUCUGCUUCUACCUGGAGGUCGGACGCUUGUCGCAG